Molecule: messenger RNA, 864 nt
Organism: Trichomonas vaginalis G3
Lineage: Eukaryota; Parabasalia; Trichomonadida; Trichomonadidae
Product: protein of unknown function, DUF4106 family
Exons: 1
Source: RefSeq, a predicted model, not a curated record
AUGCUUAAAGAAGAGUGUGGUUUCCCAGAUACUGUUGACUUUAGUGACAGAUAUAAAGAAGCUAUUGGAAAGUUCAAGGAUGGAAAUACUGACCCGAACCUAUUUAGCUUUAUGGCUCAGCACCAAAACGGAUAUAAUCUCAAACCUGGAAAAUACAAGCUCGCUAAGGGAUAUGAUUUAAUAGCAUAUCAUCCAAAUGACAUGGAUGAAUUUACUCCGAGAUAUUUGAUGUCAGAGCUAAAUGACAAUUCAACUUUCGUCAUGAAACGCGUAAAAAAUAGAGACGGAACGAAAGAACAAAAGCUUAUGAAUGCGGAUGACGUAGAUAGGGAAAUUGUUAAAAACGGUCUCGGAAUAUAUGAAAUGCCAGCAGAUGAGGUACAAGAAACUCCACAGGAAGAAAUAGUUCAGAUACAACCAGACAUGGAAGAAAUAGUUCAGCAACAACAGCUAGAAGAGCCUGAAGGAAACGAACAAGUCACUCCUUUGGAAACUAACUUCACAGAACUAGAUGAAGAUUUGGAACAGCCGAAAAAUCUUGACCCUCAACAAGAGUAUGCGGAGAAUAUGGAAUAUUUCCAAGAGUCUAAAAAAAAUUCGGCUGACAUAGUAGAAGAAUAUCGAAAAAUGUUUGCCGACAUACAAAAGACUCCAGCACCAGAUGAAAAUAUUCAGCAUAGAAUGGAAGAACUGAAAAAAAAUGUACACAAAUACAACAACCCUUUUUACUUACGAGCAUUUAACGUUCAAUCUUCGGAUGAACUCGGUGAAGAUAAAAGGUUAAAUUUCAAGAAAACAUAUAGAAAUGAAACAUUGUUUAAAGUUCAUUCAGAACCUAACCAAGAUGGAAACAAACCUACUUUU